Messenger RNA from Adineta steineri, 2700 nucleotides. NCBI's taxonomy places the organism in Eukaryota, Metazoa, Rotifera, Eurotatoria, Adinetida, Adinetidae. The record is from the annotation of a GenBank genome assembly.
AUGGCAUCUGGACGAAUAUCAUUUCAAACUAAAUAUCGAGCUGCAGUAGAACGUCAUAAACGAAAUCAUUAUGAACAACAACGUUCACGUUCUAAUGAUGAUUUAUUACCCAAGUUAGAAAAUGGAGGAACAAAUGGCACUACACGUCAACGAACACGUCCUUACAAUUGGUCUAGUCUUGGUAGUCUCAAUAGUUUUGGUGAUUCAGCAACAACUCCACCAUCAUCUCAAGAACAUACAGGUAGUGGUGGAAGUCAUACAGGUGGUAGUGGUGCUAGUGGUCCACAACGUGAAACAUUACAUAGUCGAUUUGAAUUUAAACAAACGUUAGGUAAAGGUACCUAUGGUAAAGUCAAAUUAGCAUUAGAUAAACGUAAAAAUGAACAAGUAGCAAUAAAAACAAUAAAAAAAUCACGUAUUGAAAAUCCACAUGAUUUAGCAAGAAUUCGACGUGAAAUAGAUUUUAUGACUAGUCUCAAUCAUCCAUAUAUUAUUAAAGUCAAAGAAGUUUAUGAAAGUCGUGAAAAAAUUAUUCUUGUAAUGGAAUAUGCAAGUGGUGGUGAAUUAUAUGAUUAUCUUAAUCGUAUGAAACGUAUACCAGAAUCUCAAGCUCGAGCAAUUUUUCGACAGAUUGUUUCAGCUGUUCAUUUUCUUCAUAAAAAUCAAAUUGUUCAUCGUGAUCUUAAAUUAGAAAAUAUUUUAAUUGAUCAUAAUGGUGAUAUUAAAUUGGCAGAUUUUGGUUUGAGUAACAGUUGGUCACCUCGACGAUUAUUACAUACCUUCUGUGGUUCUCCAUUGUAUGCUUCACCAGAAAUCGUCUCCGGUAUACCAUACUAUGGUCCUGAAGUUGAUUGUUGGUCGUUGGGUGUUUUAUUAUAUACACUUGUCUAUGGUUCAAUGCCAUUUCAAGGUGGUGAUUACAAUCGUUUAGUACGAAAUAUAACUGCAGGAGAUUUCAUUCAACCUCGUGAACAAUCAGGCGCCCUUGGACUCAUACGUAGCUGUCUUACGGUAUUACCAUCAAAACGUUUAACUGUGGACGAUAUUGCUGUUCAUUGGUGGGUUAAUCUUGGUUAUAAAAAUCCACCGGUGUAUUAUUAUCUUAAUACAACCACACAACACAGUGGUAAUAUAGCAUCACCACAUUCAUCAACAUGGCCAUAUAGUGGAGCAAUAAAACCAUCAUCUCUAGCAUCUGAACUAAAGUCCAAACCUUAUCCAUCAGCUAUACCUAAUUAUUUUGAUCCCUCACCUCAUUUUCCAGUAUCUGUACCUUCAACAUCAGUACGAAAUGGACAUUUUACAGAUAUAGACACAGAAUCUAAGGCAAGCAUAAGUGGAUAUUCUCAUGUGAUACAAACUCAUCGAAAUAGCAAUAAAAUAUCAAAUAAUAAUAAAACUGAACCAAUAUUUAAAUUUCAUCAAUCAAGUAAACGAACACCACAUGAUAAACAUAAAUCAAGUGCUCAUUCACUCAUACGAUAUUGCUUAACACCAAAUGCUAGUAACCGUGCGACUUCAAAGGAUAUUCUUCGUCAUGAUUGGUUGGCACAUGGACCUACUCUUUCAGUAAAACUCAAUUCAAUUGGAACAACAACAACAAUACCAACAACAACAACAGCUACUUCUCCUCCUACUGAUCGUCGUAAAUCAACACAUAGUGAUUAUGAAAAAGUUCAGUUACGAGCACCAACACCAACAAAAAUACAUGAUAAAUCACUAUCACCAACAAAUUCACUUCUUGAACUUGAACUUCAUACAAGUUCAUUUUUUGAUACAACUAAAUUACGUAAUAACAGUAAUAAUAAUAAUACUACUACUAAUAAUAAUAAUUAUAAUUCAUCAUCAACCAAUCGAGAACAACAACGACGUAAUCGAGCUUCAGCUAUGCCAGAUUCAACACGUUAUUAUAUAUCGAAUAAUUCAAAAACAAAUUCAUCACCAUCAACAUCAUCUCGGCCACCUUAUCGACGACCAUUAAGUUUAUCACUUGAUGAUCAUCAUUCAAGUAGUCCAAUAGAUUAUCAUUAUGCAUCAACAAGUGAGAAACCAGCACAAGUUACAUCUCCAUCACCACAACCAGUACCACCUACAUAUACUCGUCGUUCACGACGAACAGUAUCUCCAACAGCAACAACAACAAAAACAACUUCAACAUAUGGUAAUAAUGAUCGUCUUAAUUCUCCUCCAGCAACUCAUCGAUAUACAUUAGCAACAUCACCUGAAACAACAACAAGACGAACAAUAUCACCAAUAAAUCCUUCACGUUAUCUCGUUUCAUAUGAUUUUGAUGCAACAUUACGCGAUCAUAAACGUAAACCUAUUUAUAAGUAUACAGCACCAGCUGUGCCAUCAUCAACUGAAUUAAAUGUUGUGCCAAGUCUUUUAAGUUCAACAACACCUGUUGCACCAUCUGUAUUUACAACAUCAGGGAUAAAAUUUGUUCCAUCAACAACUCGACGAAUGAGUCCAUUGAGAGAUCAAGAUACUAAUAUGAACACAGCACGGCUAGUAAAUAAUACACUAUCUAAUCUAUCUUCUAAUAUAGAAGAUAGUAUUAACACUGCUAAUACUACUAAUUAUAAUAAUCGUCGAUCAUUAUUAACUUCAUAUGAUCUACCUUCAUCAACAAAUAAUCUACGAAAAAAUCGUUACAUAGAUGAUAAUAAUAAUUUCAUUUCAUUAAAGGUGCAUGAAUAA